GCGACGGCGCGCGAUGCGCCCACGGAAGACGAGGAGGUAAAGCUGAGCCUCGUGGCAAGGGUGGGCAAGGUCCUGUUCCAACCCGGACCUAGCGGCGGACCCGUCUCCCUGGACUCUGUCCGCGACGCAGCAAAAGCAGGGGCAGAAGGAUCGAGGAGCCAGGUCCGUAAAUCGUUCUAUACGAAUUUGCCCGGCAAGUGUGUGGAUGAGAUUGGGAUGUAUAUUGGGAAGCUGACGGAUCUGAAGUUCGAUUCAUCAAAAAAGCACUACCAUGUCAAGGUGUUUGACAAGCAGCGAAGUGAUACGACGAUGUCUUGCAAAUGCACCGUGCAAGAGGAUGGGAAGCUUGUGAUCCACAAGGUUGAAUUGAACCAGAUACGGCAGCUGGUGGAGGACAUAUCCUGCCUGUCCAAAGAUUUUGAUUUAAGGCUGAUGUUGCGUACAAAAAGGAUCCUGAAGAACAUAGACCCUGAAGUGGAAAAUGCCAUAAAGAGCUUAGUGUCUUCAGCUAUUGUUGAUCCUGAUGCCAAAGGGGGACUUAAAUGGCCACUUGGGAAUGAGUCGAUUGGUGAGAGGUUCAGCAUAGUUGGGGUGUGGCAUACAAGCUAUAGUGCUUUCAGGAAUAAAACCUUAAGGUUGAAGCUCAGGUGUGCUGACCGGUUUGACCACCGGAGCUCCACUGGAGAGAUUUCCAAUGAAGUUACCUUCAAACUAACUGGCAUAUCUGAGAGACUGCAGGAUGGGAAUGAAGAGGUGGACACUCUGAAGGGGAUGCUGGACUCUGCGGUGCAGAUGAUCUGGGACACUGUUUUGAGCUACAAGAUCAAGCCUUGAGCUUGGGUAUGCUUCUUUUUUUUCCGAAACGGAGGCAAAAGAUUUGCCUCAUCUAUUAAAUAAGAAGAGGAUAGAGUUUGUUACAAGGGCACACUUUUAGACGGCAUGGAAGAUUACUCACACAAAAUAAUGUUCCCUAAUAUUUCUGCUCCGGCGGUGAUCCAAAGGUUUGCCUCGCA
Molecule: messenger RNA, 1013 nt
Organism: Triticum urartu
Lineage: Eukaryota; Viridiplantae; Streptophyta; Magnoliopsida; Poales; Poaceae
Source: RefSeq, a predicted model, not a curated record